Saprolegnia parasitica CBS 223.65 is the source of this 1086-nucleotide messenger RNA. RefSeq names its product HAD-superfamily subfamily IIA hydrolase. The record is from RefSeq and is a predicted model, not a curated record. Gene Ontology annotation, cellular component: mitochondrion. Lineage: Eukaryota; Oomycota; Saprolegniomycetes; Saprolegniales; Saprolegniaceae. Gene Ontology annotation, biological process: glycerophospholipid biosynthetic process. Bases 42 to 1025 code for a protein of 327 amino acids. The transcript is spliced from 5 exons.
AGAAAAAGAUCGGCGGUCCAGGAUUCACGUUAAAAGCCACGAUGCAGCAGGUGGCGAAGCGGUUUGGCGUCGUCUUUGACGUCGAUGGCGUCCUUCUACGUGGCAAGACGCCGAUCGCGGGCGCGACGCGCGUGCUUGAGUCGCUCCGCGACUCGCAGACGCCGUUCGCGAUCAUGACCAACGGCGGCGGCGUCACCGAGGAGAAGAAGGCGGCGCAGCUCUCGGAGAUUCUGGACUUUGAGAUCCACGCGUCGCGCCUCUGCCUCGCCCACACGCCGAUGCGGUCGCUCGUGCCCACGUACCAGGACGAGAUGGUCCUCGCCGUGGGCAAAAAGUGCGACGCGACCAAGGAGGUCAUGCACAACUAUGGCUUUCGCAACGUCGUGACGGUCUCGGACAUCCAUUCGCACUUUCCAUCGAGCUACCCGGACAUUGCCGUGCCCAAGGUCCCGCACCUCGGCAAGUACGACGCGGCCGCGUUCAAGGCAGUCUUUGUGCUCAUGGACCCUAUCUACUGGGGCCGCGAGCUCCAGAUCAUCAUGGACGUGCUCACGUCGCACGAAGGCCAGAUUGGGACGGUCUCGGACGACCAGCAUGUCAACAUGUACUCGGCGUGCUCGGACUUUCAGUACGUCGGCGAGCACCACUUGCCGCGCUUCGGCGCUGGCGCCUUUCGCGCGGUUCUUGAAGACCUCUACACGCGCACGACUGGCGACCACUUGACCCAAACGCUCUUUGGGAAGCCCGAGAAGACGUCGUAUGCGUUCGCCGAGACGCUUUUGCAGUCACAGCUCCGCGCCAACGUCGACGCACUCGACCGCAUCUACAUGGUUGGCGACAACCCGUUCACGGACAUCAAGGGCGCCAACGCCGCCGGCGACCAUUGGAAGUCGGUGUUCACGCGCACGGGCAUGUACACGGCGCCGCGUGGCGUCAACCACCCCGAGCACCCGGGCGAUGCGGUCGUCGAUGACGUGGCGGAAGCGCUGGCGUGGAUCGAGUCGGAUUUCAUGUCCCAGUCGUAGUUGAUCAUCAUCAUCAAUUCGAGUCCUACUGCGAUCGACGCGCUACUUCGAGAGGACGGAC